AUGUGCCUGGAUAGCCCUAGACACGGUUCAGCUGUCAUUCCAGCCACAGAUCGACCCGUCGAUGCGUCGAUUCUAAAAAUACACCCUGUGAAGAAACUUCCAAUGAAGCUCAGGCCGGUUGAUAAUCCUGUUGCCUAUCUCCACCAUCCUCACUCCAAGACACAUUCCUGUGUCUUGAUCGAGCCUGUGGAAAACAAGCGAAAACAACCUCUGAUCAGCAUCCAGAGCAUCAGAAGGCUUGCGGCUACGCGGCAGGGUCGGGAUGAGUCGCGUACCUUCGCAGUUGCAGUCACCAAUGAUUGUCAAGAGACGCGGCCUCAUCCUUGUGCGAACUGUGUGACGCGGAAUACAUCGUGUGUAUAUCCUCCACUGGACCAGCUGUUGCGCCGGCGACAUGAUGCACCCGACAAGCCUCAAGGAACGGAGAAAACGAGUCAUCCAUCCAGUGUGAACCCUUCUGCCCCCGCUCUGGACUCCUCGUCGUCCAUGCGCCCGAGGACGCUCUCGGACAGAUUCCCCGAUACCUUUUCCUCCGACGAUCUGCGGUUCUUCCAUCACUUCUUGGCUGCUGCACAUCCCCAUCUUCCGUUUGGGAAUGAAGACCUAUGGAAGACAUCUCUACCGGCAUAUGCAUACGAGUGUCCUCACUUGAUGCACGCGAUUCUGAGCCUUGGCGCUUCCCAUCUAUCCUUGCUCUUACCGGACGGCUCCCGGUAUGCCCAUCUCGCUGUCGUACAUCGAGGGAAAGCGCUUCGGUUGCUAGGUGAUGCCUUGGUGGCUGGCGAUCAAUGUUCCCAAACGGAACUGGACUUGGUGCUGGCUACGGCCUAUGCGCUUACGUUCCAAGCCAACUACAUGACCGAUGGCCUGGUUGAUUUCCUCGUCAUGGCCAGAGGCUGCGCGAUCAUAACUUGGCAAAUUCUGAACAAGCAUAAACGGAGCGAGGUGUUCGAAUUACUUUCACUGGAUGACAUCUGCGGCGGCAUCUGUUCUCGGCUUCCAUCGACACCAUGCUGCGAUGGAGAAAUGCUGCAUAUAUGUAUCGUCUCGCUGGAACGCAUCGAACCCCUGCUGGAAAAUAGCACUCAGAGACGCACCUACCAUGUCAUCUUGAAUACGUACAGGGGAUUGCAGAACUCUGCACGGGCUGGCUUUGUCGCUCUCGUCGACGUGUACACCAACUGGGAGCGGAUGGCGCACCAGGAGUUCAUGGAAUUUCUUGAUUCUCGCAACCACGUUGCGCGCCUGCUACUGCUGCAUUUUGUUACGAUCACUACCAUUAUGAGACCCGUGUUCUGUCUAUUGAGACCGCGGAUGCUUGAUAGUCCUAAGGACGUGCUCGCCAAUAACCAAUGGGCCUUGGACAUCUACGAGAGUCUUCCUUCCGAGAUGCGUGGGUUGGUCGAAUGGCAGGCUCGUUAUAUUGCUUUGGACAAGUCUUUGAUCCAAGAAAGGGAUGUUUGA
Monascus purpureus is the source of this 1464-nucleotide messenger RNA. The record is from the annotation of a GenBank genome assembly. Lineage: Eukaryota; Fungi; Ascomycota; Eurotiomycetes; Eurotiales; Aspergillaceae.